AUGUUGUUCAAGGGCACCUGGUGCUUGUUCCCCUUGUUGGUCGCUAGCGUAAAUGCUGCACCACACGAGAAGCGUUCUAUACAGACCGGGAAGCGGGUGCUUGCCUAUGGCGAGAACAUCACCGGGUUCGCUGUAUAUGCCGAUACAGACGGUUUCGCCGUCAUUGCUGAUCCCGAGAAUGACAACUCGGAACUGUUCGAGGCCUCGUGGACGCUUGACACUGAUGGAGCUCUGGCAUGGAAUGUCUCCUUUAGCGUACCACACAACGCAUCCGCCAACGUGACUGAAGACACGGCCAGUUUCUACAUUCUCCCCGACGCCGACUUUGCGCAAAGUGGCUUUACCGUCAACGGCAGCACUCCCGAUGGCGCCGAAACCGAAGGUUUUGUCCUUUAUGGUCACGAUAUCAUGUUCUCAUCCGGCGACUCCCUGCAGUCCAAGUUCUGGGCACAGAACACGUCCAGCGGCUACUGGAACCUGGUGUGGAACACAGAAGGCAGCUCAAAGUCGGAUAGUGUACCAGUCAUGUUGAUGACUGAUGACGAUGACGACGAUUCUUCUUCUUCUUAG
Pestalotiopsis fici W106-1 is the source of this 570-nucleotide messenger RNA. RefSeq lists its product as uncharacterized. Bases 1 to 570 code for a protein of 189 amino acids. The transcript has 3 exons. The record is from RefSeq and is a predicted model, not a curated record. Lineage: Eukaryota; Fungi; Ascomycota; Sordariomycetes; Amphisphaeriales; Sporocadaceae.